Messenger RNA from Heteronotia binoei (common prickly gecko), 2756 nucleotides. RefSeq names its product threonine--tRNA ligase 1, cytoplasmic-like. Gene Ontology annotation, molecular function: threonine-tRNA ligase activity; ATP binding. The transcript has 19 exons. The record is from RefSeq and is a predicted model, not a curated record. NCBI's taxonomy places the organism in Eukaryota, Metazoa, Chordata, Lepidosauria, Squamata, Gekkonidae. The coding region runs from base 6 to 2396 and encodes 796 amino acids. Gene Ontology annotation, cellular component: cytoplasm. Gene Ontology annotation, biological process: threonyl-tRNA aminoacylation.
CAGCGAUGGCGGCUGCGGAAGGCCUGGCGGCCCGGCUGGCCCGGCAGGAGCAGGAGAUCCGCGGCUUGGCGGCCGAGAUCGGGCGGCUGAAGGAGCCCGAGCGCUGGCCCGGCGGCCUGGGCCUCCUCGCCGACGCCAGCCCGGAGCUGCAGGCGUUGCGGGCCGAGAACGAGAAGCUCCGCUACCGCCUCCUCCACCUCCGGCGCAGCCUCCAGGCAGAGCUGGCCCGGCCCGGGCAGCAGCAGCAGCAGCAGCCGCCGGAGGGGGCAGCAGGGGAGGAACCUACCAGUGCAAACACCGUCGCUUGCCAAUCCAAACAUAAAAAGGAGAAGAAGAAAGAAAAUGAAGCUGCAAAUGGGUCUAGGAGUGAGGAACCCAGCUACGUCCAAGACAGACUGAAGCUCUACGAAGUGCUGAAGAGAGAGCAUGACAGUCUGCUUGCCUCCAGGGCGGCUGGUCAGAGCAGGACGAUCCAAAUCACGCUCGCUGAUGGGAAGAAGGUGGAAGGGAAAUCCUGGCAAACAACGCCCCAUCAGAUCGCACAAACCAUCAGCCGAGCACUGACUGACAACGUGGUCAUCGCCAAAGUGAAUGGGGAACUGUGGGAUUUAGAUCGCCCGCUGGAGGGAGACGCUGCUUUGGAGCUCCUCACCUUUGACAACGAAGAAGCACAAGCGGUUUAUUGGCAUUCUAGUGCUCAUAUUCUUGGAGAAGCCAUGGAAAAUUUUUAUGGAGGAUGUUUGUGCUACGGACCGCCCAUUGAGAAUGGGUUUUAUUAUGACAUGUACAUGGAGAACAGAGGAGUAUCUAGUACGGAGUUCCCAACACUGGAGAACCUCUGCAAAAGCAUCAUAAAAGAGAAGCAGCCCUUUGAAAGACUAGAAAUCCGGAAGGAGGUCCUGCUGGGAAUGUUUAAGUAUAACCCAUUUAAAUGCCGAAUCCUGAAUGAGAAAGUCGACACGCCCACAACAACAGUGUACAGAUGCGGCCCACUGAUUGAUUUGUGCAGAGGGCCCCAUGUGAGGCAUACCGGCAAAAUUAAGGCCUUGAAGAUCAUUAAGAAUUCUUCCACCUAUUGGGAGGGGAAAGCCAACAUGGAAACGCUGCAGAGAAUUUACGGGAUAUCGUUCCCAGACAACAAAAUGAUGAAGGAGUGGGAAAAGUUCCAGGAGGAAGCCAAAAACAGAGACCACCGGAAAAUUGGCAAGGAACAAGAACUCUUCUUCUUUCACGAUCUGAGUCCCGGAAGCUGUUUCUUUCUUCCCAGAGGUGCCUUCAUUUACAAUACACUCAUCAGUUUUAUUAAAGAGGAAUAUCACCGGCGUGGCUUCACAGAAGUGCUUUCUCCCAAUAUCUACAACAGCAAACUUUGGGAAGUCUCCGGCCACUGGCAACACUACAGUGAAAACAUGUUCUCGUUUGAGUCCGAGAAGGAAACCUUUGCUCUGAAGCCAAUGAACUGCCCUGGACACUGCUUGAUGUUUGCUCACCGACCCCGAUCCUGGAGGGAAGUGCCUUUGAGGUUGGCUGACUUUGGAGUUCUCCACCGAAACGAGCUCUCGGGGACCCUGAGCGGCUUGACUCGUGUUAGGCGCUUCCAGCAAGACGAUGCCCAUAUCUUUUGCGCCAUGGAGCAGAUUGAAGAAGAAAUCAAAGGCUGCCUGGACUUCUUGCAGUCCAUAUACGCCGUCUUUGGCUUUACCUUUCAACUCCAUCUUUCUACAAGGCCUGAAAACUUCCUUGGAGAAAAGGCGAUCUGGGACCAGGCAGAGAAGCAACUCCAGAACAGCUUGGAUGACUUUGGGGAGCCCUGGAAGCUCAACCCAGGAGAUGGAGCAUUUUACGGCCCCAAGAUUGAUAUUACAAUCAGAGACGCUAUCGGCCGCUACCAUCAGUGUGCAACUAUACAACUCGACUUCCAGCUACCCAUCAGAUUUAAUCUCUCUUACGUUGGCAAAGAUGGAGACGACAAAAAACGGCCGGUGAUCGUCCAUAGGGCUAUUCUGGGCUCCGUGGAGCGGAUGAUAGCCAUCCUAACCGAAAACUAUGGCGGGAAGUGGCCUUUCUGGCUCUCUCCUCGGCAGGUCAUGGUGGUUCCUGUUGGGCCUACUUGUGAAGAAUAUGCUCAGCAGAUCUGCAGUGACUUUUUUGAUGCUGGCUUCAUGGCUGACGUGGAUCUCGACCAGAGCUGCACUUUAAACAAGAAAAUAAGAAACGCCCAGCUGGCUCAAUAUAAUUUUAUUUUUGUGGUUGGAGAAAAGGAAAAAGCAAAUCAUGCUGUGAACGUCCGGACAAGAGACAACAAAGUACAUGGAGAAGUUUCUGUUCCUUCAGCCAUUGAAAAACUAAUGAAGUUAAAAGAAUCCCAGACGCUCCAUGCAGAAGAAGAAUUCUGAUCCUUUCCAACUUGAGAACACACUGGAAUAUCAGGGUGCAGCUGAGCCAGUUUUCUUGGAAGUAAGCCCCACAGAAUUCAGUGAUACUUACUUCGUUGUAAGUAUGGUUAGGCUUGCGCCCUUGGAAGAAUGGGGCUAGCAUCUCAUGCCCUAGUACCUCUUUCAAGCUCUCGAGACAUUCAAAUAAGCAAAUCUAUAGCUGAUGCUUCUGAUGAAAUAGUGUGAAAUCCCCGGGCCCUUAUUUAAAUGCCCCUCGACCAAUUGCACGCAUCUGCCAAAUUGUGAAUCACCUUGUGAAUUUCCUAACGGAAAGGUGGUAAGACAAAAAUCCGUCAAUGAAUAAAAAGCUGUGAAGCUCCA